AUGUGGUCCACUAUUCUACUAUUCGCUGAUCCGAAACACAAGCCUAUUGUUCGGCCACAACAACAACAACAAGGACGACAAUUACUCUUCUUCCUUCUAUCCAUCCUCUUCUUCCUCCAAAUGACCCAUCUCUUCUUUUUAACAACCACAAACGCACUCGGAACUCCCCAAUGCGAAUGUACCAAUUAUCCCGAUCUUCAAAUCGUGGAUGAUGAUGAAUUAUCAAAUCAAUUGGCACACGUGAGAGAUCAAUUUAUGAAAACAGUGGCACUCAAAGAUAAAUUCACACGAUUGGAUGCGACCAUUCUAUUGCCCAUUGGAAAUGACACUAUGAAAUGGAGACGAGGAAGUGUCAAUCCAAGACAAUUGAGUUAUCCAGCAAGUUGUGUGAAAUUGGCGUAUUUAGUGAGCUCGAUGCAUUGGUGUAUGGCAGUUGCGAAAAGGAAUCGAGUGGAUUGUAUUGAGGAACAUACUCAUCCCAUGAUUACGUAUAGUGAUAAUUUAGAGACUGGAUUUGUGGUGGAUAUUAUAACGGAACAAGCAAAUAUUUAUGAUUUGAAUUCGGCAAAUGAUGUGAGAUUUAAAUCUUGGAUGGAAAAACGAAAUUUCACCAUGAGAUAUUUAUCCUCUGAAAAUUUAAUUGGAAAUCAAGUGUUUGUGUCCAAAACCUAUCCAACCAACAGUGGAGAAUGGCCCAUUGGUGCUGAAGAUGUUCAAAGAAAAGUGACAGGUGGUAAUGCGAUGGCUUCAUGUUGUGCAGCCUCUCUUGUAUUGCAUACCAUUUAUAGACUUCCAAAAGAGCAAUCUGACUAUGCAAAGAGAUUGUUGUACCAUAGAAGAUUUGAUGAUUGGAGUGCCAUUGCUCCUGGUCUUCCUCCUGGAACUCUCUUACACAACAAGAUUGGAAAUGCUUACAAUGACAUCAAUGACCUCGCUCACAUCACUCUCCCCAAUGGUCAAGUAUUGAUUUUAGCCGUCCUUUCGAAUGGCUAUCAACGACCCAGUGACACGACCAUUCUCUCACGUUUCAUGGAAAUGCUUCUCCAACGCUUGUCACUUGUUCAAAAUUUACCACCCAUUGUCACACUCACUACUGACAAUACCAAUUUAAUUCAAUUCAAUACACAAGAUGGAUGGAUGUAUGUCAAUAAUUCUCGUCUCGAAGAAGGUGUGGAUCGAAUUGGAAAUUCAUUUGUAUUUCUUCCCCCAUAUCCAAAAAAGGCAACUACCUUUUCAUGGAGUGUUAUUCUUCCAGAAGAUGGACUCUAUGAAGUCACAGUUUAUUCAUCCACUCUUUCCACUAGUUCAAGUUCACAAUACUCAGUGCCAUGUGUGGUGAAUUAUUAUCCAGUGGCCUCUUCCUCCGAUUAUUCAUAUCCCAUUCGUUUUUCAAGUUGGACUAAAAUUGGAGACUUUUUAUUGUAUCAAGGAUUGAAUAAGAAUGUGGUGCAAGUGCAAGUGCCUCAGAAUUAUCCAUAUCCAGUGGUGAUUAAUGCGAUCAAAUUUAGUAAAUAUCCCAAUCAAUAA
Naegleria fowleri is the source of this 1527-nucleotide messenger RNA. RefSeq lists its product as uncharacterized. The record is from RefSeq and is a predicted model, not a curated record. Gene Ontology annotation, biological process: beta-lactam antibiotic catabolic process. Lineage: Eukaryota; Heterolobosea; Eutetramitea; Acrasida; Naegleriidae. The transcript has 3 exons. Bases 1 to 1527 code for a protein of 508 amino acids. Gene Ontology annotation, molecular function: beta-lactamase activity.